Molecule: messenger RNA, 2835 nt
Organism: Meloidogyne enterolobii
Lineage: Eukaryota; Metazoa; Nematoda; Chromadorea; Rhabditida; Meloidogynidae
Source: the annotation of a GenBank genome assembly
AUGAGUAAAACCGAACAAACUGGUUCAGAUUUUGCUCCAAAAUUCUUUACCGCAGAGGAAGGAAAAAAUUGGAAUAGUUUACUUAUCCGCCUCCGUUCUUUUGAAGAGGUAGUUUGCAAAACAAUACGCCGUAUUGAAGGAACAAUUACGAAUAUACAAACGGAAAAACCCGAUUUUCCUCAAAUAAACUUUGUUCUUGAAGGAAAAUUCGAGACGUUAAAUGAUAAAAUUAAAAUUGUAGAAAAUUUUAUUAAGGAUGCGACACUUGAUUUAGGAGUUGAAAUUGACCUAAAUAAAUUAAAAAUAGACGAAAUUGAAGAAAAAUUAAUAGAUAAAGGAGAAAAUUGUUAUGUACAUGCUCUUUUCCAAGGCAAAUGCACUGAACUGGAAAAAGAACAAAUUUUACAUUGUCAGCGUCUAAAUAUCAUUGAGGAAGGACUAGAACUCGCUGAACAAGAUAAUUUUGAUUUAGGAGCUAAAUUUCGAGAAUUAUCAGACAAAUUGGAAAGUCUAGAAUUUAAAGUUGAAGUUUUGGAAAAUGAGUCUGAAGGAUCUGGAUUUAUAUGGAAUGGCCAUGGGGGUGAGAAAUCUAAUGAAAAUAAAUCCAAUAUCGAUGGGAAUAAAGAAAGAAACCCCCAAGAAAAUGAAAAUAUUGAGGGAGACGAAAAUUGUGAAAUAAUGAUGGGAGACCCAUUCUUAAAUGGAUUAAGCUCACCUAUAGGAAUAUAUGACGGAAACCCCUGUAAUUCUUUUGCACGCUGGUCGCAGCGUUUCAACGACGCAAUAAAUCUUUUAUUAACCCCUCUAUCGGAAGCUCAAAAACUAAACCGCCUGAAAGUAUGUUUAGGAGGACGCGCACGAGCUGAAUUAGACUCACAAAACCCACAACCGGAGACACUACAAGACGCGUUAAAUUUUUUACAAGAGAGAUUUGUAAAUGGACAUUCGCGUACGGUAGCUCGACAAGCACUUUCUAUAGUUAAACAAGCGCCAGGCGAAAGAGUUUUCGCUUUUGCACAACGCUUAAAUGAUGCGGUACGUGCAGUAAUGAUAGGAUAUGAGGAAAAUAUGAUCCAACAGCGUUUAUUGGAUGAAUUUUUGGAUCGCCUUGUCCCUGAAUUACAAUUUGAAGUCAAGGCUUCAAGACCUGAAGAUUAUACCAGAGCAUUUGAAACAGCAGAGCAUUUUGAACUAUUACUAACAGAAAGACGUCCACACUUACAAAAUAAUCAAUUUGUUGAUUUAGCGGAGAAGGUUGAAGCUCUAGUGAUACAAAAUGAAAAUGAUAAACUAAGGAAAAUUUGCUAUCAUUGCCGAAAGCCUGGUCACAUAAUGGCUAAUUGUAGAAAUCGGAGUUACCAACAACCAAAUCAACCGCAAUUUAAUAAUUAUAAUUCAAAUCAUACCCGCAGAAAUAACCAAAACUAUAACAAUCGCGGAGAUUAUAACCAAAAUUUUUACAAAAACGGAAAUUAUCAAAAUAACUAUAGGAACCAAAAUAAUAACAGAAAUGGAAACUGGAAUAAUCGAAAUUCCCAAAAUAAUCAAAACAAAUACAAUGAAAGAGGAAAUUUCAGAAAUAGACAAAGCCACUCUCCAAAAAGAAGAGUGAGAUUUAGUGAAAACAGGGUAGCAAGUCCUAUUACAUCUAGCCCAAGGAUGUUAAGCCCGUACUUUUUGGCAAUAUUAGCGCUACUUGCUCUUGUUUGCCCAAGUAUAGCCAGCCAUGGACCGCAUAGCCCAAUGAUUUGUCUUGCAGAAUCCCCGAGUAGCUUGUGGAAACUUCCGGAGGAACCUAUCUGCCCGCAUUGGAGAACCACAGAACCGCCUAUAGAAAUGCCAUUAUCGGUUUAUCGUGCAAACACUUUAGAAUACAAAACGGCCACAACUGUCUGUCGAUGUGUUAAAACAAUUAUAAAUCGUAGAAUGGGACUUUUUGGUUCUAAAUAUGAAAAAAUUGAUACGGAAAACAUAGAAAUCCCAACAUCGACCUGUCAUAGGAUGCAUAAACUUUAUCACUCGCCAGCAGGUGAAAUGUUUGGAAAUAACACAUUUAAGGCUACGAAUAAUUCCCUGGACAGUGAAUGGCGACCUUGGCCUAUUAGCAUAAUUUGGUAUACAGAAGAAGUCACAAACUGCUAUGCUUUUGACUCAGUUAUUUUUACACGCUAUGGAAUGAGCGGUAUAUCAACGCCUCUAGGUAGUUGCCCUGGUUGUCUUUAUAAGGCUGGAUCCUGUCGGUGUACACAAGGAAGCCUUAUUUGGGAACCAGAGAAAUCCCAACAAUGCUCUUUUAUAUUCGUAACUCGAUGGGAAGGCGAAUAUUCAACUAAAAUUUGGAUUACAAAAAGCAGUGAAUUUGCUCUAAGUUUUGAAAAUGCCACAAUAAAAACUGAUUGUGAGGGAACACAAUUUACUGUUUCUGAUCAAGGUUUUGCUGUACCCGUAAAUGAAUAUAAUGAAAUGAUUAUGAAGAGUGAAAGAGCGCAGAACGAAAUAAAAAGAAGUAAAAGAGAAAUAGGAAUUGUUUACUCCCAACAAUUAGCCGCGCAAUUAACAGCGCUUAGUGCUAAAAUUACGUUUAAUACUCAACGCCUUUUUGCAGAAGCCACACACCAAAUAUGCACGAGUUUACAGUCUAUAGUGGACCAAACCUUAAGUUUGGCAAUUGCUAACCCCACAUUACUAGCAAGACAUUUUAUGAAAAAUAAAUUAAUAACUGCUAGACUGACAUACAUUAUAAUUGGAAAACUGGUCACUGUUUUAACAAAAUACCAAUCAGUUUUAAGCUCUUUGAGGUCCAAAAACAUGGAUUUUUGGACACAAAUACUUUGA